AUGGGGAGCACAUUUGCUCUAUUUCUAGCUGCUGCUGUUUUCUUUUUCUUUAAAGGUUGCAGUUGUUCAGAAGCGGAGCACAGGCUGUUUGCAGCCUUGUUUGCCAACUACAAUCAGUUUAUCAGACCAGUGGCGAAUGUGUCAGACGCUGCCAUCAUUCAGUUUGAGGUAUCCAUGUCACAGCUAGUGAAGGUGGAUGAAGUGAACCAGAUAAUGGAGACCAAUUUGUGGCUGAAACAUAUCUGGAACGAUUACAAACUUAAGUGGAAUCCAGAGGAAUAUGGAGGUGCUGAGUUUAUUCGAGUCCCAUCUGAUAGGAUCUGGAAGCCAGACAUUGUCUUAUAUAACAAUGCAGUUGGGGACUUCCAAGUUGAUGACAAGACAAAGGCCUUAUUGAAAUACACAGGAGAAGUGACCUGGAUACCUCCAGCUAUUUUUAAAAGUUCAUGUAAAAUAGAUGUAACCUACUUUCCAUUUGACUACCAAAACUGCACCAUGAAGUUUGGUUCCUGGUCUUACGAUAAAGCUAAAAUUGACUUAGUUUUAAUUGGCUCUACAAUGAACCUCAAAGACUACUGGGAGAGUGGAGAAUGGGCUAUUAUUAAAGCUCCUGGAUAUAAACAUGACAUUAAGUACAACUGUUGUGAAGAGAUAUAUCCAGAUAUCACCUAUUCUCUUUAUAUUAGGCGCCUGCCUUUAUUUUAUACCAUCAACAUGAUUAUCCCAUGUCUGUUGAUUUCUUUCUUAACUGUUUUGGUGUUCUACUUGCCUUCAGACUGUGGUGAGAAGGUGACACUAUGCAUAUCAGUCCUUUUAUCCUUAACUGUAUUUCUCCUAGUGAUCACAGAGACCAUCCCUUCUACCUCUUUGGUGAUCCCACUUAUUGGAGAAUACCUCCUCUUCACCAUGAUAUUUGUAACUCUUUCCAUUGUCAUUACUGUGUUUGUACUUAAUGUACACUAUAGAACACCGAAGACACACACAAUGCCUGAGUGGGUGAAGACCAUUUUCUUGAACUUACUUCCCAAGAUCAUGUUUAUGACCAGGCCUGCCAGUGAUGAAGAGAAUAAUCAGAAGCCAAAGCCACUUUACAGUGCUGAGCUCUCAGACUUAAAUUGCUUCAGCAGCUCUGAAACCAAAUGCUGCAAAGAUGGCUUUAUAUGUCAAGAUAUAACAUGCAGCUGUUGUCAGUAUCAACGAAUAAAGUUUUCUGACUUCAGUGGCAAUCUUACAAGGAGUACAAGCUAUGACUCGGUAGAUGCUCUGCUUUCAUUUUCAGUUUUGUCACCAGAAAUGAGAGAUGCCAUUGAAAGUGUCAAAUACAUUGCAGAGAAUAUGAAAAUGCAGAAUGAAGCCAAAGAGAUUCAGGAUGAUUGGAAGUAUGUUGCCAUGGUAAUUGAUCGCAUUUUUCUGUGGGUUUUUAUUCUGGUAUGUAUUCUAGGAACAGCGGGAUUGUUCUUACAACCAUUGAUGGCUGGAGAUGAAAUGUAG
Emys orbicularis (European pond turtle) is the source of this 1491-nucleotide messenger RNA. RefSeq names its product cholinergic receptor nicotinic alpha 3 subunit (gene CHRNA3). The record is from RefSeq and is a predicted model, not a curated record. Bases 1 to 1491 code for a protein of 496 amino acids. NCBI's taxonomy places the organism in Eukaryota, Metazoa, Chordata, Testudines, Emydidae. Gene Ontology annotation, cellular component: synapse; plasma membrane; postsynaptic membrane. Gene Ontology annotation, biological process: chemical synaptic transmission; nervous system process; regulation of membrane potential. Gene Ontology annotation, molecular function: transmembrane signaling receptor activity; acetylcholine-gated monoatomic cation-selective channel activity. The transcript is spliced from 6 exons.